This is a messenger RNA of Dioscorea cayenensis subsp. rotundata (Guinea yam), 840 nucleotides long. RefSeq lists its product as uncharacterized. The record is from RefSeq and is a predicted model, not a curated record. Lineage: Eukaryota; Viridiplantae; Streptophyta; Magnoliopsida; Dioscoreales; Dioscoreaceae. The transcript has 2 exons. Bases 1 to 840 code for a protein of 279 amino acids.
AUGGCUUCUCAAGUUGAGCAAGGCUUGAAAGUCGAUAAGGGUUUCAAACCGCAAGCACUUCAUGCAUCAAUCAUUGCAAUGAAGAAUGAGUUCGGAAUUAUAGUCACUGAAGCAAAUGUGAAUAACCACUUGAGAACAAUUCGCAAAAGAUGGGCAAGAAUUAAAAAAUUGAAAGAGUUAAGCGGAAUGGGUUGGGAUAACAGACUGAAGAUGAUAAUUAUGGGAGAAUCAGAGUUCAAGAACUACAUAAAGAUUCAUCCACAAGAUGAGCCCUACUUAAACAAACCAAUUGAGGAUCAUGACUUGCUUGAGAUUGUUUGCGGUAAUGAUCAAGCAACUGGACGACGUGCUGUGCAAUUUGGAGAUGAAAUCGGCACCCAUAUGGAUGAUAGUGUUGAGUACCGCCAUCCAUCUCAGACAGAAAGUCUUGAUGACAUGUUUGAGGACACUAAUUAUCAUGUCAAUAUACCACCGCCCACCCACAACCAAUCAGAGAGUACAGAAAAUAGGGGGGAAUCUUCUGCUCAAUCAAAAAAAGGAAAAGGAAAACGAAAAAUGCCCUCUGAAGUUGAAGCAAUACAGGAGAUGAAUAACACAAUUAAAGAGGCAUUGGUAACAAAGAAGUCUACUCGAAAUUUAGAAUUUGCAAAGGAAUUGAUUGGUGAGUGCAUGAAAUUGAAAGUAUAUGGCUACUCUGGCCGUCAAAUCAAUAAGGCCUAUGAUUGGUUAAUGGCCGAUGAUAGUAGAGCUAUGGCUUUCUUAGCAAAGGAUGAAGAGCUAAGGAAAUAUUGGGCGGAGGAUUUCUUUGAAUCAAUUCACAAUCAAGAAGAAUAUUUUUGA